Molecule: messenger RNA, 1828 nt
Organism: Microplitis mediator
Lineage: Eukaryota; Metazoa; Arthropoda; Insecta; Hymenoptera; Braconidae
Exons: 4
Coding region: 140-667 (175 amino acids)
Source: RefSeq, a predicted model, not a curated record
UGAAGAAGGUCGUAUACCAAAGUAGUAAACAUUUCUUUACAAUAUAUUAUUAAUUUGAAUAAUUUCUACUUUUAUAUUGAUUUAUAUUAUUAAUUGUUUUCUACAUAAAUAUUGAAAGAAUAUUUAAUAAUUUUUAAACAUGGAGAAAAAUAUGAAGAAGGAAGUUACAUUCUUAAGUAAAUAUUGUUGUUUUAGUCCCAAAACCGGGAUGUUAGUGUGUUUUAUCCUUGAAAUUAUCUUGGAUAUUGUAGCAGCUAGAAUGUUGACAACACUUUAUAGUCCAAUAUAUAACAAUACUAACAGAUACUACAAAGCAAUAGCUAUUGUUGAUAUUGGUCGUUAUGCAAUCGUGAUUAUCAUCAUUAAGCAAAUUAUAGGAAUUUUCGCAAAUUUCGUUCCAAUUUAUAUUUUGCAAAAGAAAUUCGUCAAUCGUAAAGUGAUGGCAGACAUGAUUUCGAUCAAAAUGAAAUCGUUACUUAUAUCAAUGCUAUUGGUUUGGAUUUGUGUUAGCGGAGGCUUUCAUGUUUCUGCAGAAGUAGGAUUAAUAAUUUUCAUCAUUGGACAUUUAUACUUAGCUGGAGUCUGGUACGCUUGGUUAGUUAUUUACAAUCGAUUUUGGGAACUGCAAAAUGAAGAAAAACUAGCCUUAGCAAUUUGUGAAGAAUAAAUAUAUAUAUUGAAUAUUUAUCAAGAAGUUUAUAUGGUGUAACAUAGGGUCCAAAAUGUUUCCUGAAUUUACAUGUAGCUGAAGAUCAGAACGUUUUUUGCGGAACGAACAUGAAAAGUAUAAAAUCUACUGAACUUAGAUAACUGAAAUUUUUUGCACAAGCGCUACCAGAGUCACAAAAUUAGAUCAGUUUUAAAAUAAAUGAUAAAUUCAAAUAAUUUUACUUCAAUGUAAAUUUACAAAUCGUGUUCAUUUUAUAUAGGAAUUUAAUCUGUUUUUGCCCGUACUAUUCCUUAUUCAGGCCAAUAUCAGACUUCUUUUCGUAUGAUAUUUAGUCUGUUUUGAAUCGCGUUUAGACUAAAAACAGACUUUUUUAUUAUAAUUAUUGGUCUGUGUCCAAUUGUUUUUAAAAACAAAAACAGACUUUAUUUACUAUAAUUUUUAAUCUGUUUUUAAUCGCUUUCAGUUCAAAAACAUAACUUUUUACAAAUAUAGAUAAUAAUUAUAAUCUAGACUUAUAAAAUUAUUUGAAUUUUCUUGAUAUUUAAAACAUGCUAAUGCGCUUCCGUAAUAAGAUGUCAAAAAUAUUUCCCAUUUUAUCCAGCAAAUAAGAAAAAUUUUUUGACAUUUUAAGAGUUAUUUUGUUACUUCUAUUCAAUACUAUAAAUAUUCAGUCAAGACAUCGAAAAAAUAAAACUGUCAAACUUUCAUUAACUGCCGACAUUUUUAAACAAAAGACACUAAAUUAAUAGUAAGCAAAACAUAAUCAAUUCUGUAACUUAAUAUAUUUUUUAUAAAUAUUGCCCAUAAAUAAAAAUUUUAUAAGUCCAUGAUUUAAUCUCGUUUUGUCCUUGCAAAUUUUCAGAACUAAAAUUUUUUAAAGUUCAAGAAUUAAUCUAGUUUUGUCUGCCCGUAAAGUAAUUGUUUUUUUAAACAGCAGAUCAAAAACAGAUUAAAAUUUUUAUAAAAGAUCAGAAACAGCUCAAAUAGUUCAAUUAGACUAAAAUCAGAUCAAAUUUUUCAGUCCGGGAUCUUUUACGGUAUUUUACCAUAAAAUACUUUACAUAUCUCUAGCGGAUCCGAAUUACGGUAAAUACAGUGAUUUACCGUAAUUUACCGUAAUUUGUCGUAAUUUACGGUGCCUAGCAGAAUUAAAGUAAA